AUGGCCGACUCAAAGUCCAAGUCUCAUAUAACCUCACUGAGCGCAGCGCCGUCGAAUCACGGAGAGCACACUGUAAUCACGACCGAUAAUCAAAAGUCACCCAGUUCACCUUCAUGGCGCCGUUGGGCAGGUUUCUUUUGGGACACUCUCGAUGGAGACCCCAGGGAACGUAGAUACAUGCACAAACUCGAUAGCUACUUGUUCUCGUACAUUUGCCUAGGUUAUUUCAUCAAGUAUCUGGAUCAGACAAAUUACAGCAAUGCUUUUGUGAGCGGGAUGCAACAGGAUCUCUCAUUAUACGGCAAUGAGCGAAACCUGCUCAAUACGUUCUUCAACAUCGGCAUCAUCAUUGGAACCAUACCCUCUCAAAUGAUUCAACUUCGGUUCAUCCGGCCGUCAAUCUGGAUUCCAACUUGCGAGAUUCUGUGGUCCAUUUUGGUCAUGAUCAUGGCCGCGACAAGAAACAUUCAGACCAUGUAUGCUCUGCGAUUCCUCGUAGGACUCCUGGAAGCAUGCGCAUUCCCAGGAUAUGCGGCCUUGCUUGGCGGGUGGUAUGGUCCAAAACAAUUGUCAAAGAGGAUGGCCAUUUUCGAGCAGACGAGUGCCAUUGCGAGCAUGUUUAGUGGCUAUCUGCAGGCUGCACUCUAUUCAGGCAUGAACGGCAAAUUGGGUCUUGCAGGAUGGAGAUGGCUUUUCAUAUUUGAUGGAAUCAUCUCACUCCCUAUUGCAGCCUGGGGUCUGUGGGCAAUACCAGACUUGCCACACACGACACGAGCUUUCUAUUGGACAAGCGAGGAUAAGGAAUACGGUGUUAAAAGAAUCGAGGCAUUGGGUCAGAGACCUCCUCAACGCCUCAGCCUCAACGUAAUCAAAAAGGUGUAUACGAACUGGCGCCUUUGGGCUUUUAUCCUUCCCUAUACCAUGGUUGCGCAAGCUGGAAGCGGCACAAACUACUUUAAUCUCUGGCUCAAGGCCAUCGGGUAUAGCAUCGUAGAUACCAACGUCCUACCCACUGCAGGUAGCGCACUCAGUAUCGUCUCUGCAUUCAUAUUUGGCAUGAUUGCAGACGCCACCGGGAAGCGCCUCCCCACCAUCAUUGCCGUGGAGAGCGUCGUGAUGCUCGCCAAUAUUUUGCUUUCCGUUUGGUACCUGCCAAAAGGAGUGAUUCUCUUUGCCAACUACCUGGCCUAUAUGGGCGCAGCCGCACAGCCCAUUGUUAUAGCCUGGGGAAAUGAGCUCAAUCGGGCGGAUCCAAACCUCAAGCAACUGCUUGUUGCGACGGGCAAUAUUUUCACCUAUUGUUUCUCGUCCUGGCUUCCAUUGGCAUUAUUCCCUACCAAUGAUGCUCCCAAGUAUGCAUACGGAUACCAAGUACUGAUCCUGUUCGGCGGUUUGGCCGUUGUGGGAUGCAAAUUGCUGCAGUCGUUGCACCAACGGUACGACGGCACUGACCCAGCUUUGGUGAUCGGUGACUCUGAGCCUCGAGAUGAAGAGAUUGCUACGACAAGGUGA
This is a messenger RNA of Pestalotiopsis fici W106-1, 1512 nucleotides long. RefSeq lists its product as uncharacterized. The coding region runs from base 1 to 1512 and encodes 503 amino acids. The record is from RefSeq and is a predicted model, not a curated record. NCBI's taxonomy places the organism in Eukaryota, Fungi, Ascomycota, Sordariomycetes, Amphisphaeriales, Sporocadaceae. Gene Ontology annotation, cellular component: membrane. Gene Ontology annotation, biological process: transmembrane transport. Gene Ontology annotation, molecular function: transmembrane transporter activity. The transcript is spliced from 9 exons.